AUUUGGAUAAGAAUUUGAGAUGAGUUUUUAAAAAUUCAGCUGGGUGAUCCAUCUGGAUGUAGCAUUAUAAUGCACUAAACGAACAUCAAUUUGCAUUUUCACCCAGAUGGAUCACCUGGGUGAGCAAACGAACAGGGCCUAACUUAAAUCGGAUCAACUCAUUUAAACUAAACCAGAUUAAACCGUAUUUGAUUUCGAAAACUCCGUAUCAACCGAAUUCAAAGAUUGAAUAGGCUUGGCAUUUAACCGAAUUCUAAACUUAAUUCGAGCCCAAAAAAAUCGGAAUCCUGUAGGAAUUUGUUUUUUUUUAUAAUAAAAAAAAGAAACUAUUACACUCAAAGACACUUUUCAUCUUUAAAUUUCACCAUAAGACACUUUCCUCUCCCAACACACUUUCCUCUUGUCUUUACACAUAGAGAGGUAAUGUAAAAUUCCAACGCUAUCCUUUUCUUUUCUAACCAGAAAAUAAAAUAUAAAAAUCAUAAUUUAUAAAACAAUUUUCACAUCUACAAUCAAGAACAAUUGUUUUCUAUCAUCAUCAUCAUCGUUCCUUCUGAGAUUUUAAUAUCAAGAGAGAGAAUAAGAGUUCAAGAAAAAAAAGAGAAAGGAGACCACAAAGUUGCCACACCCUCUGUUGAAUCGUGACCAUCUGCUCACUUCAACCCGCGGCUGAGCUCAAUUCCAACCACCACUCUAUGAUCUCCUCUCGUCGGGAUUGUGCUCCACUGUAAGUCUGUAACACGAACACCGCUGUUGCACCGUCAAGAAGAAUCACCGUCUCACCGAGUUCUCUCCAUCGCAAUCCAUCGCCGCGAGUCUCAGUUCGCUGUUGCAGUUCCUCUCCACCGAAAUCAAAGCCCAGGCCACAUUGAGAGCACUGUCCAAGCCGUCUACUACGUCGCCGUGCUCAGCUCUGCCGGUUUCAUGCUCUCCAUCGCGACUGUCCCGAAGCAGAGAUCGACAAUCCGGGUUACGAGGACGUGAGUGGCCAAUAAGUAAUUACUUAAGCGAUGUUGCCAAUGUUGGCUCCUUUGUAGAGAACCUGAAUCUGCUUUCAUGAUAUCGUGUACAUUUGGAUAUUCAUGAACAAGUGUGCAUGUGGAUUACGUUACAAAUAUGUAUGUGUGAAUUGUGAGAAAUAUGUGUACAUGCGAGCACACGUUUUUGCCUUGCAUAAUUUUAGACAUACAACUGUGUGAAUCCAAUUUGUAAAAGUCUAUAAGUAAGUAAUAUUAAAUUGCGGUAAAAUUAAUAUGUAGGUGUAUGGACAUUUGUGAACCAGUAUACAUAACUAAGUAUACAUAUGGACAUCUAAGAACACUUGGUGUACAUGUGUACAUGUGGAUAUCUACAAAUAAGUGUACAUGUGGACAUCUACAGAUAAGUGUACAUGUGGAUAUCUACAAGUAAGUAAUAUUAAACACUUGGUGUACAAAUAAGUGUACAUGUGGAUAUCUACAAAUAAGUGUACAUAUGAACAAUGCUAACCCUGCCAAUUGAAAUCCUUAAAAUAGAUUCAAGAGUUCAUACAAUCUGAGUUUUAAGACAAAGUAGUCUUUACCCUCUUAGUUUUCAAUACAUGCUCACAAACCCAUAUAUGAUACCAAAAUAAACUGGCUUCUUGACCCACAUAAUAAACAUCACGUUGACGUUGUAGCCACUUUGUCGAUAAGACAUGAGUUAAAGACAUUAAAUUUAUCUGGUUUGAGGUCUCUUCCAUCUGAGAGAGAAAGUUAGAGAGAGAGAGAGAGAGAAAUUUCGGAUCUUGUUUGAGGUCUCCUCCUGCGGCGGUGAUUUCGCCGACCUUCUCUUCUUCGGGUUCGUUAGCUCUAGUCUUGAUUUGACGGGAUUGCUUCAUCGGUGGUUUCAGAGGCUACCCCUUCUUCUCCGAGGUGCUGAGGUGUGGCUAUGGUGUGGAGGUGCGUUUCGAUGCUUCAUGGCUGGUCAGUUAUUCUCUGGUUCUGAGUCCUCUACGACGUUAAUUACUCUCUCACAUCUGAACUCUCGACGCCGGUUCAGAUUUUUUGCGGUGGCUAAAAAGAAAAAAUGAAAGUAAGAUAAAUAUAUUAUAAGUGGCUGAAAACCAAUUAAAGUAAAACUUUUUGAAUUUUGAAAACUAAUUAAAUCUACACACGACAAUGAAGACCUAAUGGUUUUUAGCUAGGGACCAUUAUGUCAUUUUAUCACCAUAAACUACCUCAAGAGUGCAAACUGUCUUACAAUGUAAUAAAAUGUCAAAAACUGUCCUAAAGUGAAAAUCACUCUAAAAAAAAUCCCAAAUGAUUCGUAAUGUUUAGAUACUUUGAUAUUGAGUAUUUUGGAGAUCCUAUUGUAAUCGAAAUCCAAACUAAAAUUUGAAAAUAGUUGAAGAUUUCGACAGUUUUAUACCAGUUUUUUUGGUGUUAUAGUUUGACAAUUUUAUUAACAUAGAUACUUUUCAGUUUUUAAAAGUUUCAAAGAUUUUAUUAGAUACAGUAUAAUGCGAAACUGAACUGAAAAUUUGGAAAAACCAAAUAAAACCUGUGUGCAUGAUAUUGAAAAUCCAGAAAUUUUAAAUUUUGAAUUCCAAGUAGAACCCCGCUCAGGGCUAGAGGAGAAACUAAACCGAAAAUAUCCUCCAGUUACGCUAAACCGAAUCAAUAUCCCAAGCUUAUCUUGAAUAAAUGCGUACACCGAAAGAGGGUUAACGAUUUGGUUUAAUGUCAUUAUUGUAAGUAUAAAUAGUAAGCGACGCGUGCAUUGCGAUUUGCGAUUCGCUCUCUCCAAGAGAAUAUACAAACAAAGUUUUAGGAAACCCUGAGUGUUACGACAGCUAUGGCGGCGGCGAAUGCAGAAGACGGUGUUGCCGGUGACCUAAUCUACGAAAAGUGGGCUCCCACCGCGAAAACAACACUCGUGGAGAAAGGUCUCUGGGAGGUUGUUGAAAACGGCCUCUCUCCCGAUCCUACGAAGAUUCCAGAGUUAGCGGCGACGAUCAAAGUCGCGGAUCUCGCUCACUGGAGAAACCGCGUGAUGAGAGACAUCAAAGCGCUGAAGAUACUGCAAGCCUCUCUCCCGGAUUCGUCUUUCAGGAAGACCAUCGCGGCUGCUUCCGCCAAGGAGCUUUGGGAUUCGCUCGCGAAAGGUAACGAAGAAGCGAAACUCCGCAGGCUAGAGCACCAAUUCGAGGAACUUAGCAUGUGUGAAAAGGAAUCGAUCGUUUCCUACUUCGCUAGGGUCUCGCGGAUCGUCGAAGAGUUGCAGAAAUCUGAUUACGAGGUUGUGAAGAAGGUUUUGGGAUCGCUCUCGGGGUCGUACAAGGAAGCUGCUCCUGUGAUUGAAGAGCUAAUGGAUCUGAAGACGAUGAACCUCGAGAGCCUCGCUGAGUUUUUUCGUAGAUUUGAUGCGAUGCCAGAUGAAUAUGUUCAUCGAGAGAUUAAGCGAAACAGGCUUAAAGCUAUGUUUGGUGUUGGCAAGUGGUGUGACGUGUGCUACAAGGAAGAUCAUAACCUUGAAGAGUGUCAUUCCAUCCCUAAGGAAGGGGACUGGGGUGUUAAACAAGGGAUUUAUGGAAGACACUGCUUCAAACGGGCGGGAACUGAAGCUCAGAAUCAGACAGAACUGGUAGUUGACUACAUAUUGCUAGCGAAGUUGGAGUUGGGUGCCUUCACAUACGAUGAGGAUACGUGGAUGAUAUACGGCCACGCCACGAGCAACAUGACUCCGCAUGAGAAGCUUUUCACCAGUCUAGACAGAACGCAGAAGGCUAAGGUUGGUUUGGUGGACGGGACGGUUAUCGUGGCGGAAGGGAGAGGAGAUGUGAAGAUUGUGAUGAAGGGAGGGAAGAAGAAGACGACGAUCAGGGAUGUGCUUUUUGUUCCACGUGGGAUCAACAGAAACGUGUUGAGUGUUCCUCUGAUGACAUCGAGAGGCUGUUCGUUCAAACCGGGAGAGAGAGGUGAAUGCGUUGUUCGUGAUAAGACGGGAGCUGUGUUUGGGGAUACUACGUGGGAUGAGAGAGGUUUGUCUAUACGUAUGCAGGUGGUUAAACCCAAUAUCUCCUCUUAGCUUGUGUUCACUUUGAAUAAGUAUGGUACAAGGCUUUAUUCUAGUUUUCAGCAACUUUAUUGUAGACAGACACUAUGCAAUGCUUUUGUCAAGUUUAGUUUAUAUUCGAAAAUCUAGUAGCAAAAUAUGAAAUUGAUUUAGUAUAUGAUUACAAACAAAGUUUGAGAAAAUUUUACCGAAAUAUUAGAAAGAUAGAGGGAGAGAGACAUGAAAGAUGGAUUGUUGAAUCAGUAGCGACAGAUCUUGGCUGUCGGCAUUGUGACACAAACUUGAGCGUACUUCUUCUUCGCUGCAUCUGUCCCUCGUUUGGGCUCCUCCUCGUCUGCCAUGGCUGCCUUGGCCAAGGAAAAAACUGCCGCAGCUGCAGCUGUGAACAUGA
This is a messenger RNA of Brassica rapa (field mustard), 4426 nucleotides long. RefSeq lists its product as uncharacterized. Lineage: Eukaryota; Viridiplantae; Streptophyta; Magnoliopsida; Brassicales; Brassicaceae. The record is from RefSeq and is a predicted model, not a curated record.